Molecule: messenger RNA, 2508 nt
Organism: Prosopis cineraria
Lineage: Eukaryota; Viridiplantae; Streptophyta; Magnoliopsida; Fabales; Fabaceae
Product: NAC domain-containing protein 17-like
Exons: 5
Coding region: 328-2013 (561 amino acids)
Biological process (GO): regulation of DNA-templated transcription
Molecular function (GO): DNA binding
Source: RefSeq, a predicted model, not a curated record
CUCUCUCUCUCUUCGCUCGCUUUUCAACGAAAUCUCGUUCUCACUGGCAUAAGCCACCCGCCUUCGCACUGUUACUCGUCUGACCACAAUACUAUGCCCAAAUUCAAAGCUCAGUUCCUCUCUCUCUAGAAUUGGAGAACUUCGCCUCCCCCUUCCCCUCAAGGGGGUUUCAUUCGGAAUCCCCGAUUUUGCAUACUCAUCUUUCGAUUCUUCGAUUGAAGGAUUAGAGUUUUGUUUUGAGAUUUUUUUCCCUUUUUUUCCUAGCCAAAAAGUCGGAUUUUUUUUUUCCCGGGGGGGCUUCCUAGGUUUCUUAGGGAAUUUUUCAAGAUGGGUUUGGAGUCAGACUCCGAGUGUUUCAGCAAAAUGAUGGCUUCGAUGCCGGGGUUUCGCUUCCACCCUACGGACGAGGAGCUGGUCAUGUAUUAUCUGAAGAGGAAGAUGUCUGGGAGGAAACUGAAGCUCGACGUGAUCCGGGAGACUGACGUCUACAAGUGGGACCCAGAGGAAUUGCCUGCGCAAUCUGGACUAAAAACUGGAGAUAGGCAAUGGUUUUUUUUCAGUCCUAGAGAUAGGAAGUACCCUAACGCUGCAAGGUCAAGUAGAGCAACGAGACAUGGGUACUGGAAAGCUACAGGAAAAGAUCGUAAUGUGACAUACACUUCCCGAACUGUUGGAGUUAAAAAGACACUGGUUUUUUAUAAAGGUAGAGCACCUAAUGGUGAGCGGACUGAUUGGGUUAUGCAUGAAUACACCUUGGAUGAACAAGAGCUUCAAAGAUGCCAAGGCAUUAAGGACUAUUUUGCACUCUACAAGAUUUACAAAAAAAGUGGACCUGGCCCUAAAAACGGUGAACAGUAUGGUGCACCAUUUAAUGAAGAAGAGUGGGCAGAUGAUGAUUUUGGAGAUUGUAAUAUAACCUGGGCUGACUUUGAAGUUCCAACACAGCAACGUGAUGGUGUUACUUCUGUUGAUACUGUCAAUGUUAAUGGUCCAUUGCAGCCGUUGCUUGAUGAUGAAAUUGAGGAGAUCAUGAAGAAACUUAUGGAUGAUGAGUCUCUCCACGAACAGCAGAAUGUGAAUGGUCGUCCUGCCUUACCUCCAGGGGUUGCUGAGGAAACACAGAAUGGCGUGGUUGAUCAAUUCUAUAUGGAAGUCAUGUUUCCUGAGCCAUUGGGAAUGUUUCACUCAAGUGGUGUUCAGCAAUGUGGCGUGGAUCCCAGUUCUGACUUCCCUCAGUCAGCUAUUUCUCACCUGCAAACGCCUGAAGCUCCUAAGUUCACUUCUACCCUUAACACUAAAGGGGCAGAAACUGGCUUGUGUGAGGAUGACUUCUUGGAAUUGGAUGAUCUCAUUGGUCCUGAACAUGCAUUGCUAAACAUCAAUAAGCCUGUGGAGAACCUGCAGUUUGAAGAUGGAUUAAGUGAACUUGAUCUGUACCAUGAUGCGCAGAUGUUUCUUCAUGACAUGGGGCCGAUUUCACAUCCGUAUAUGAACACUCUGGAUAAUGCUAUUGUAGAUCAAAAUUAUGAGCUGCUGUCAAAUCAAGAAAAUGCAAAUCAAACUGGUGAACUCAUGAUGCAUGCUCAAAGAAACAUCCUGCAUCCAGCAGAACACGUCAAUGUUUCUACACAUCUGCCAACAUCAGGUGUACUAUAUGAGUCUGCCAGAUUUCUUACUGAAAGCAAUGGGACUGAAGAAAGCACUGUGGGAGGCGUUGCUGCAAGUAAAUUAUCUUCUUCUCUCUGGAACUUUGUUGAGUCAAUACCAUCCUCUCCUGCAUCAGCAUCUGAAAAUGCUUUGGUGAAUCGGGCCUUUGAGCGAUUGUCUAGCUUCAAUAAGUUGAAGAUUGGUGUGAAGGACACAAACGUUGCUGCAGGUAAUGACACCGCAACUCUGAAGGGAGGAGGCAAAAAAGGGGCUAUCUUCCUUUUCUUUCCAGUUCUUGUUGCCUUAUGUGCUUUCUUAUGGGUUUCUUUAGGAACUUUAAGACUAUUAGGUGUGCCUAGCUCUUGAUAAUGUAGAUUCAAAGUUUCGCUGCUGCAUGCAUUUUUUCUAGGAACAUCCUGAAAUUAAGAAUGAAUGGAUGCUAUUUUCCAGCAUAUUCGGAAAAAAAAAAAAACAAAAGUCUGUGAAUAUUCUACUUCAUGUUGGCUUUUAGGUUAGCCUGAAUCAGGUUAAGAUUAAAAGAAAGGGACCUGGAAGGAAUUUAGCAAGGGCCUGCAGAAUUUUUGGACAAAUCUCAUUAGAGUUGUAAAAAGUGAUUACCCUGACAAGCUUUUUGUUUGUUAUUCAUAUAUAUAAGUAUAUAUUCCUACAUCACUCCUUUUUUGGAGAUUGAUUGUACAUAAAUGAGGACACAUUUGUGAAAUUUGACUGUAUGGUACAAAGUGUUAAUGUAAUCUUUUAUGUAUUGUCAGCCAGGUAGUUUAGCUCUGGAACUAGUACUUAUUGGCUAUUGCCUCUUAGAAUUAUAUGCAGAAGUUGGUGGAAUUAUAAACACAUUCGACA